AUGCAUCCAUCAAGCCAGCUACGGCGCCAUCUCCUCCUGAUACUACGCCAACAAGCAUGUCUCCACACCCAAAUCCAACAGCAACGAAACAUCCAAAUCCCAUCAAACGCCCCACACAUAUCUAAAUCCCUCGCCAUUCCACCCGCAUACCCGCCAGAUGUAAAAGCCCGUCUAGACUCCUUAAUACCACCCUCAUAUCUCCCAACACCAUCAUCAAACCCACCAACAUCAGAAAAUCCAGACCUCCCAAACAUCACAAUCAAGCACCUCAUAGCAUCAGGUCUGCAUCUCGGCCACUCGACAGAUCUGUGGCAUCCCAACAUGCUGCCCUACAUCUACGGCAGCCGUCUCGGCAUCCACAUCAUAAACCUCGAGCAUACUAUAACGCAUCUCCGUCGUGCGGUACACGUAACGCGCGAGAUCGCCGCUGCUGGAGGCAAGAUAUUAUUCGUAGGUACACGUAAAGCCAUCCAUAAAAUCACGUAUGACGCCGCGGUAUCGUGUGGAGGGUUUUAUACGCUCAGUUGGGUUGGGGGAUGUAUAACAAACCGUGAGAGGGUGCUUCGCAGGUCGUCGAACUUUGAUCCGGAUAAGGUCAUACAGCCCCCUGCUGUCCCUGGUGUCGACGAUAUGGAUGUGUCUACUGAGGGCAUGAGUGGUGUGUUGGGGAGUAAGAGGCAGCCAGUGGUGCAUGUACCCGAUUUGAUUAUAUGUCUGGACUAUCCAAACACGUUUUGGGCUGUGCAUGAAGCGAAUCAGGCACAUAUACCGGUUGUGGCGAUAUGUGAUACGGAUUGCGAUCCGACGAGGGUGCAGUAUCCGAUUGCGGGGAAUGAUGAUGCGGUUAGUAGUGUUGAGUUUGUGGCGGGGUUGUUGAGUAGGGCUGCUUCUGAGGGGGCGCUUAUGAGGGCCAGGAAGAGCGUUGAUCGGUUUAUGGCUCCAAAGGGCAAAGGUAGUAGAGGUGGUAGACCAGGUUUUGUUGGUGGUGGUGGUGGUAAAAGUGGUAAUUAUGGUAGGAAGAGUGAUGCCGGAAGACAAUAG
This is a messenger RNA of Synchytrium microbalum, 1041 nucleotides long. RefSeq lists its product as uncharacterized. Lineage: Eukaryota; Fungi; Chytridiomycota; Chytridiomycetes; Synchytriales; Synchytriaceae. Gene Ontology annotation, cellular component: mitochondrial small ribosomal subunit; ribosome. The transcript has a single exon. Gene Ontology annotation, molecular function: structural constituent of ribosome. Bases 1 to 1041 code for a protein of 346 amino acids. Gene Ontology annotation, biological process: translation. The record is from RefSeq and is a predicted model, not a curated record.